Scaptodrosophila lebanonensis is the source of this 2268-nucleotide messenger RNA. It is a transcript of the gene Hydr1, whose product is annotated as phospholipase ABHD3. The transcript is spliced from 5 exons. The record is from RefSeq and is a predicted model, not a curated record. Lineage: Eukaryota; Metazoa; Arthropoda; Insecta; Diptera; Drosophilidae. Gene Ontology annotation, biological process: medium-chain fatty acid catabolic process; medium-chain fatty acid biosynthetic process. Bases 538 to 2151 code for a protein of 537 amino acids. Gene Ontology annotation, molecular function: acetylesterase activity; monoacylglycerol lipase activity.
GCACGUAAUUGUAGCAGAGGGGCGACCGAAGCAAUACCCACUAAAAUAGCCGCUUCCAUACAUUAGUUUGCGUGCUUUGCACUACCAGUCACAUAUCUACAGACAUACACACACACACACACUCACUCAUUUACACCCACCUACUAGCCGCCUACUGUUGGGUAUUGAUUGUUUUUGCACGUGAUAUUGAAACAAAGCAAAUAAUAUAUGCAAUGGCGCAAUGCAGCCCAAAAGAAUGCUAUGCCUAAUUUACAACGAUCCAAUGGAUUUCACUAUAACGGACAAUAAUAUGGGCCGUGACAUUUGAAUCGUCGUUCCUCCCUUUCUUACUGUAACCUAAAGUUCAUGUCAGUUUAACAAAAUUAUCUAAAUUUAAAAUUUUUAAUUUACGUUAUUUUUUUAAGGUAAGACGUUAUGCAAUGCUAUAAAUUGGUAGAGCCGGACAUUCGCUGUAGUAAACAAAUUUAUAACACUAGUGAUAAGCCAUAGUUUUGUGAUUUAUCAAAAAGUGAAACCAAACAUUGUCUUAGCUUAGCCAUGUUUUGGGCGCUUGUGCCUGGCCAGGUCAAGUUGGCUGUUUACCAUAUAGCCAUCCCAAAGCUGACUCCCGACUUGCUCUGUCUAAGUCGCAAGAACGCGAAGAUAAUGGCUGUGGCGCGUCUAGCGCUUAGUCAUGACAGCAGAAACCGUCUACUGUUGCAGCAAAGCUUGCCCCAGUCAGACAAAGAACAACAACACCGGCAACAACAAUAUUUACUCAGCUCCCAGGUUCAAAGUUCAAAAUUUACUGUGAGACAUUUGCACACCCCAUACGCGGAGCCACUUAAAAUGUUUUACUCCAUGUACGCUUACCUGUCGAAUCUGCCGCGAUUGCAUGUGUUGGGUUUCGCAAUUCUAGCGUAUGUCAUCUAUUACCUCAUACAGGUUGUCAAGCGUCCGAUUAUUGCCUGCGCCGAUGGACCCUUCAAACAAUAUCUCAUUAAGAAAGUGCCAACGCUGGAGAACAAGUACUGGCCAACAUUCUGGUGCGUUGAGAGUCGGGCCCAGACGGUGCUGGCAAGUCUGCUCCGCUCAAAGACAUUGCCGCGCAUGAAUUACCGCAGGGAAAUUCUGAGUCUAAAGGAUGGCGGCGAAGUGGCCCUGGACUGGAUGGAGGAGGGCUGUGAUAAGCAGACUGCGCCCUGCAUUAUAAUAUUGCCUGGAUUGACAGGUGAAUCACAAGCGGAGUAUAUAAAGUGUCUAGUCUUGGCCGCCCAAGAGGCAGGCAUGCGCGUUGUUGUCUUCAACAAUCGUGGUCUAGGUGGGAUUGAACUAAAGACGCCACGUCUGUAUUGCGCCGCCAACUGUGAGGACCUGUGCGAAGUCAUACAACAUGUGCGUCGAACCUUGCCAGCGCGUUGUAAACUAGGCGCUACAGGCAUUUCUAUGGGCGGCCUGAUACUUGGUAACUACUUGGCACGUAAGAGCGACGAGGCACGCUCCAUUUUGUCAGCGGCUAAAAUAAUUUCGGUGCCUUGGGAUGUGCAUAAGGGUUGCGCCAGCAUUGAGAAGCCGGUGCUGAACAGCCUGUUGGGCCGUCAUCUAGCUGGUAGCUUGUGCCGUACUUUGCAAAAUCAUUUGGACACCUAUAGGGAUAUAUAUCAGGAUUCGGAUAUUGACAUUCAGCGUAUACUGCGGUGUAAGACCAUCAAAGAGUUCGAUGAGUUGUUUACCGCAAAGCAAUUUGGAUACGCUCAUGUCAACGAUUACUACACGGAUGCCACGCUGCACAAUAAGCUUGAUCACAUAUCCGUACCUCUACUAUGCCUUAGUGCUGCUGAUGAUCCAUUUCAGCCGUUGGAGGCGAUACCUAUUAAGGCAGCGAACCAGUGUACUCACGUGGCCAUAGUAAUAACAGCACGCGGGGGUCACAUUGGAUUCUUGGAGGGUUGGUGGCCAUCUACCAAGGAUCAAUAUAUGGGUCGACUGUUUACUGAAUACUUCAGCAAAGCGCUCUUUGACGAGGACGGCGAGUUCGAGCAUACAGCCAAUAAAAUGCAUGAACAUUUUCUCGCUAAGCAAAUAGUAGCACUGGAGGCACGUCUUGCUGUUCCACCGUUGCUCUUAGAAAAGCCUACAGAACACUUGGAGCAUAAAAUGAAGUUGAUUUAGAUGGAGCGUUCAGUGAUAUACAUAGGCCUUUCAACUACUCUACUACUCUAUAAAUGUGUUGUUUAUUUAGGCUUUUGUUAACUGCAGAAAUAAAUACGUAUUCCGAAUCCAUAUAAA